Molecule: messenger RNA, 2089 nt
Organism: Drosophila takahashii
Lineage: Eukaryota; Metazoa; Arthropoda; Insecta; Diptera; Drosophilidae
Product: gastrulation defective protein 1 homolog
Cellular component (GO): site of double-strand break; nucleus
Molecular function (GO): protein binding
Source: RefSeq, a predicted model, not a curated record
AGCCGCAUUUCCUCCGAGAGAACAAGUCGAAAAAAUUGUAAUUUAUUAAUUCCACCAACUUAAGAAGCCAUGCAACGUGGUAAAAUCUCCUUCGGGAAAAUUCAGCUGAACAUCAACAAAGCGCCCGCCCAGCCAAAGUCCAAUGAAACCGCCGAGGAAGGAGAUGCCAAGGAAUCCCCAGAAGCCAGUGGAAGUGGAGGAGGAGGAUUCAAGAAGAUGGACAAACAGCAGAUGAUUCGGCAGAUCGAGGAUGUGGCCGAGGACCUGGAGAGCCAGCACCUGAAGGAGGUGAUGGGCAUCAGUGGAUUCGGACGCAAGGCGGCCCAAGUGUUCGACAUCAACGAGCAGAUUGAAAAGGCCAGGAUAACCCGCCCGGGAUUGGACAAGAAGAGGGAGGAUUCUAAGCAGGAGGAGGAGGAGGCCGAGGAGGAGGGGGACGUAAUAGGUCCGCUACCUCCAGCUGCAGCCACAGAUACUGACAAAUCCACGAAGGAGGCUUCGAAAGAGGAAGAUUCCGACGAUGACUCCUCCGAUGAGGAUUCGGACGACGAGCAGAGUCUCGUAAAGCGCAUACCCUACACCCACGAGGUCCAGAUGCAGCACGGAUCCCGGGCUGUGCUCGCCCUGGCCGGGGAUCCUUCGGGCGCCCGCCUGGUCUCCGGCUCCAUUGACUACGACAUGUGCUUCUGGGACUUUGCCGGCAUGGACUCCGGCAUGCGCAGCUUCCGGCAGCUGCAGCCGUGCGAGAACCAUCCCAUACGCUCGCUGCAGUACUCCGUGACCGGCGACAUGAUCCUGGUCAUCUCCGGAAACGCCCAGGCCAAGGUGCUCGAUCGCGAUGGCUUCGAGAAGCUGGAGUGCUGCAAGGGCGAUCAGUACAUCUCGGACAUGUCGCGCACCAAGGGUCACGUGGCGCAGCUAACCUCGGGCUGCUGGCAUCCCUUCAACCGGGAGCAGUUCCUGACCGCAGCCCUGGAUGGCACCCUGCGCAUCUGGCAGGGACUGAAGGCCAAGGAGCAGGUGCAGGUGAUCAAGACGCGGGCACAGGGAGGCCUGCGCACCAACGCGGCUUCAUGCAACUUCAACCGGGACGCCACACUGAUAGCAGCUGGAUGUGUAGAUGGUUCCAUUCAGACCUGGGACACCCGCAAAAUGUACGUGAACACAACGCACUGCGUGAGGGAUGCGCAUCAGAAGGGCUCCGAGAUCACCUCCAUUGUGUUCUCUUACAAGGGACAGGAGCUGGCCACGCGGAGCAACGACGAAACCAUGAAGCUCUGGGAUCUGCGGCAGUUCAAGAAGCCGCUGCACACCUGGACGAACCUGUUCUCCCGCUACGACACCACAGACUGCUGCUUCAGUCCGGACGAUCGGAUGCUGGUCACCGGCGAAUCCCUGCCCAAGGGUCAGACGGAGGCCAAUCUGUAUUUCUACAGCACCAGGACCUACGAGGAAGUGCAGCGCAUUCCGGUGGCCAACUCGCAUGUGGUGAAGACCCUGUGGCACCCGAAACUCAACCAACUGUUCGUGAGCUGCGGCAAUGGCACCAUCAAAUGCUACUACGACGAAACGCGCAGCAUCCGAGGCGCCAAGUUGUGCGUGGUGAAGACGCAUCGCAAGCGGCAGCCCAUGGAAAUGGUGGGAGUCUCGCAGAUCAUCACGCCGCAUGCUCUGCCCCUGUUCAGGCAGGAGAAGUCGCGCACCUCGCGCAAGAGGAUGGAGAAAGCUCGCUUGGAUCCCGUAAAGUCCAAGCGGCCCGACCUGCCCAUCACCAGCGGUCAGGGCGGCCGAGUGGCCAGCUCCGGCGGCACUCUCUCCUCCUACGUCAUCCGCAACCUUGGCCUGAGCAAGCGGGUGGACGACGACCAGGAUCCCAGGGAGGCCAUCUUGAAGUACGCCAAGGAUGCGGCCGAGAAUCCCUACUGGAUAGCCCCGGCCUACAAGCAGACCCAGCCGAAGGCCAUCUUCUCCGAGAAGCUGCCCGCCGACGAGCCGGCCACCAAGAAGCCCAAGACAGAGGCAGACAAAUAGAUAGUCCAUCCAUUUAUAAGCGCUUAGAAAUGUGAAUAAACUCGUUACGGUUAAAGAA